This is a messenger RNA of Nycticebus coucang (slow loris), 1984 nucleotides long. RefSeq names its product V-set and transmembrane domain containing 2 like (gene VSTM2L). Lineage: Eukaryota; Metazoa; Chordata; Mammalia; Primates; Lorisidae. The transcript has 4 exons. The coding region runs from base 248 to 862 and encodes 204 amino acids. The record is from RefSeq and is a predicted model, not a curated record.
GGCCUUCCGCGGAAGGGAAGAGUCCCGCAGUCAGAGGCGGCCGGCUGGGCGUGCGCUUGCUACCCGCAGCCGGGGCUGGGCCGGAGCCGGGCGAGGGCUGGGAGCCGGGCCGGGCCGGGGACAGCGGUGAGGGGCACGGCCGGAGCCGGGCAGCCAGGCCGCACAGGGCAGGGGACGGCGGGCGCGGGGUCUGCGGUCUUCUGAGCCCCGAUGUGAGGCGGCGGCGCCCCCGGCCCGAGCGCGCACCAUGGGGGCCCCGCUCGCGGUGGCGCUGGGCGCCCUCCACUACCUGGCACUUUUCCUGCAACUCGGCGGCGCCACGCGGCCCGCAGGCCACGCGCCCUGGGACAACCACGUCUCCGGCCACGCCUUGUUCACGGAGACACCCCACGACAUGACGGCGCGGACGGGCGAGGAUGUGGAGAUGGCCUGCUCCUUCCGAGGCAGUGGGUCCCCCUCCUACUCGCUAGAGAUCCAGUGGUGGUACGUGCGGAGCCGCAGGGACUGGACUGACAAGCAGGCGUGGGCCUCGGGCCAGCUAAAAGCAUCUCAGCAGGAAGACACAGGGAAGGACGCGACCAAAAUAAGUGUGGUCAAGGUGGUGGGCAGCAACAUCUCCCACAAGCUGCGCCUGUCCCGGGUGAAGCCCACGGACGAAGGCACCUACGAGUGCCGCGUCAUCGACUUCAGCGACGGCAAGGCUCGGCACCACAAGGUCAAGGCCUACCUGCGGGUGCAGCCGGGAGAGAACUCCGUCCUGCACCUGCCCGAAGCCCCUCCCGCCGCGCCCGCACCCCCACCCCCCAAGCCCGGCAAGGAGCUGAGGAAGCGCUCGGUGGACCAGGAGGCCUGCAGCCUCUAGACUGAUGUCCCCGCCCCACGCUGUACAGAGUGCAUGAGGAGCCGCUGGCCCGCCGGGGACCGGACUGCCUGCGUCCAGCCGCCUCCCCACCCCCGGGCUGCCCGUGGCCACCGCGUCGUCGGCCCUCUGCCCAGAACCCCUUGCUCAGCAUGUAAGCCCCACCCCUCCCCUUUCAGACCCCUGCGGUGACCUGGCUCGGAGAAAGUGGCCCUGGGCACCAACAGAACGACCGCCCUGAGCUCUGGGGCGACAAUCGUGCCCGGGCCCGGGCUGCCCUCCCCUCUCUGUCACCAGCUUCCGUGGAGUCCAGUGUUUUGCUUUGCUUGCUUGUCCCCACCCUGACCUGAGCCGGGGCCUCCCAGCCUUACCUCCCUCCUUUCCACCAGCCCCUGCUUGGACCUGGGGGUGUGGACAGUGGCCCCUCGCAGAAGGUAGACUUGAGUCUUCUGAGCGGAACUAGGGCCUCUCCUUUGGCGAAGUACUGGGGUGCAGAGCUCCCGGGAGGGCCUUUCUGAGCCGUGGCCAUCAGCAGGGUUGCCCACAGGAGCCCUGGGAGGAAAGGAUGCCCCCUUGCCUCCCGGUAGGUCCCUCUUGCUCAGCCUUUUUACACCUAAAAACAGCUCCCGUCUGACCAGCCAGGGAUGCGGGGGAUGGGGAAUCUCUGCCCUGGCACUCAGCAAGUCAGAGGGAGGGCCCUGCGCCUCUGACCCUCCGCCCCAUGCAGAGUUUUGCACCAGCAGGACCCCUUCAUGGGUCUUCUAGGCUCUCCCAGGAGCCCCCCUCUGCCAGCCCCCAGUGUCCCAGCCCUCUCUUGGGGCCCAUGCCAAGACCACCCAAGGGCCUGGGGCUGUUGGGAGCUAUGGGCCCCUACCAACUCCCUCACCAUUCCUGAUCAGGGGUACACCCACCCCCUGGUGAUUUGUAAAUAUUUCUAUUGCACCCAACACCCCCUGGAACUGGCUCCAACCUCUGGCCACCCCUCAAUAAUGGAGUAGGGGAGGUGGGAGAGGUUGAGGGCUUUGCCUUGGGGUGUGUGGGGUGCCCUAUAAACAUGAUCUAAUCCGUGACUACCAGCCAACCUGAAUAAAGUGGUUUAAAAAAGCCUCCAGGCAGUGUCUUUCU